Molecule: messenger RNA, 1241 nt
Organism: Prunus dulcis (almond)
Lineage: Eukaryota; Viridiplantae; Streptophyta; Magnoliopsida; Rosales; Rosaceae
Exons: 5
Coding region: 131-1069 (312 amino acids)
Source: RefSeq, a predicted model, not a curated record
AAGUUUGCAGACCCACAGUUUCACACCGCAAAUGUCAUGCAAAGACAGGGACCGUUUUGAUUGGAACUUGGACUUGGGCUUGGAGGACAAGAAAGAAAUAAGUGAGUGUUAAGACUGUAAGAUAAAGCAAAUGGCAGCUCCUCUGCCUCUCAUUUUCAGGAACCCUCCUCUCCGUCUCUGCACUCACCAUCUUCUCUACCCUCCUCUUUCCAUAGCCAGAACCUCAACCAAACCUUUCUCUCUAAUUUCCUACUCUCCCACCAACACCAGGUCCUUUCCCAUCAUUAAUUCCACUCAGAUGGAAGGGGAUGAAAUUACAGAGGAAAUUACUGAGACAACUCAAACCAAUGUAGUUGGGAAGAAGAAAUUUUUUGUAGCUGGUGCCACUGGAAAUACUGGUAAAACAAUUGUUGAGCAGCUACUGGCUAAGGGGUUUGCAGUUAAAGCUGGAGUUCGAAACGUGGAGAAAGCCAAAGCUAGCCUUCCCCAAGACAACCCAGCUCUUCAAAUUGUGAAAGCAGAUGUGACAGAGGGUUCUGCCAAGCUAGCAGAAGCGAUAAGUGAUGAUUCAGAAGCAGUAAUUUGUGCCACAGGAUUUAGCUAUGGAUGGGAUUUGUUUGCUCCAUGGAAGGUUGAUAAUUUUGGCACAGUCAACCUUGUUGAAGCGUGCCGUAAACUUGGUGUGAACAGGUUUAUUCUUGUCAGUUCCAUCUUAGUCAACGGAGCAGCAAUGGGGCAGAUUCUCAAUCCAGCUUACAUAUUCCUUAAUGUUUUUGGACUGACCUUAAUAGCAAAGCUUCAGGCAGAGCAAUAUAUCAGGAAAUCUGGUAUAAACUAUACAAUAAUAAGGCCUGGGGGGUUGAAAAAUGAUCCUCCCACAGGAAACCUUGUGAUGGAGCCAGAGGACACUCUUUCUGAUGGCAGUAUCUCCAGAGAUCUGGUUGCAGAAGUAGCUAUAGAGGCAUUAGUAAAUCCUGAAGCAUCUUACAAGGUUGUGGAGAUUGUUUCGCGUCCUGAUGCCCCGAAGCGUUCAUAUGAGGAUCUUUUUGGCUCCAUCAAGCAACGGUGACCUUUGAUCACUGAGUUUGCUUCCAGAUUAUUAUGUUGGCAUAUUAGUAUCCCAAAUUUUAGUAGCCUUCUCAUGGAAGAUAUAUAUGUGCUUGCCUAUAAUGUUCCUUUUGCAUUAUCGUUUCUUUUAGUUACUUUGGUAUAUAUGAAUCUGGCAACGGAUUAUUGUUCCA